Molecule: messenger RNA, 419 nt
Organism: Thrips palmi
Lineage: Eukaryota; Metazoa; Arthropoda; Insecta; Thysanoptera; Thripidae
Gene: ND-MLRQ
Product: cytochrome c oxidase subunit NDUFA4
Exons: 3
Coding region: 107-361 (84 amino acids)
Source: RefSeq, a predicted model, not a curated record
GUCUGCCUCGUCCUCGUCCCCUCGCGUUUGGCCACUCGUCACUGGUCUGUGUGCUAGUGCGCGUAUUACCGAUAUUCAAGUCACUAGAAUAUUUCAUCCUACAAUAAUGGGAGGAGGAAGGUUUCCUGGAACUUCCAUUGCUAGCUUGAAGCAAAGGAAAGAGUUAAUCCCUGUGUGGCUCUGCAUUGGAGUUGGUGCCAUCAUUUCCGUUGGAUACACCUUGAGACUAGCGACCAAGAAUCCCGAUGUUACAUGGAACAGGCACUCAAACCCUGAGCCUUGGCAAGAGUACGAAAAGAAGAACUACAAGAUUGUCAACCCAAUUGAAAGGAAGAUUGGCACAGAUGCACCUAAAUUUUAAUAUUGUAGUUUUUAGACAGUCAAUAUAGGAGUUUAACAUGCUCAGCUACCUAUUUUAA